AUGGCGUCCGAAGAUGGGAUCUCGGUCCGCCAGAUGAGACUCAAGGUCCUUUACACAUUCGACAGCGAGAACAAAACAAAUUGUCUGGCUCGAUGGCCCCACCUCAUCGACAUCCAAACAGCUUUUAUAGAUGAGGAGACCCAGGUCGGGGUCAUUGAGCUGAAGACGUGUAUACAGGCUAUUGUUUCUGCUAGCCCGGAGUUAGUUGCUAGGCUUGGUCGAGAUUAUACGAUUUACGCAUAUGAUUAUUCUGAGUAUGAGACGCCGUUGGUUGGGCAGGGAAUGCUCUCGUGGGUAUUGGCUUCUGCCUCACCGACUCCUGAUGCCCCGGCACAUCAGUCGAAAACGAUGGUUACUGGGCGUGUUUGCAAGAAUGUUUUUGGCCUUUUCUCGAAAGGAGGACAAGAAACCCUCGAAGUCAAACUGCGACUCGUCCCUGUCCCAACAAUCUACCAGAACGAAUACCUUAACAGCAUGCAUAAGUAUCGGGAGUCGAGCCAUGCAAUUCCACAAGAGUUUGAUGCUCAAUCUUGGGCAAACUUUGUUCAAUCCAAUCCUGGCCUCCUAGCCUCAGGUGGCUCCGGUUCUGCCCCGCCUCCUUCAGACAAUGCGCUGUCGCCAGUGGACAGAUCCGGAAUUGAUCGACUCCACCAGAUGCUGAGCGAAGGCUCAACUCCAAGAGACUUUUCGAAUAUUGCCACUACAGAACCUGUUCGUGCCGAAUCUCCUGCUCGUUCAACUCGCGCUACACCAAGUCGAACUUCUACUCCUGGCCUAACAAGGACCGAUAGCCAACAUCAAAAGAGACCUUCUGGGGAUGCAUUUCGUCCAUUUUCACGAGCAUCUGGCUAUGAUACGGACUCUCGUCGACGGCCACCUCCUUGUCGGCGAGAUUCAACUUUCUCUGGAUAUGGGAGUGGUGACGAAGUAAAUGAGGCCCCUGCGCCCAAGAGGGCUAAAUUGUUGAGGGCGGAUUCCCUCGACAAAGCUCACAUGAACAUAGAAAGGCAGCCUGGCUCCCUUCGUGUUGCAGCAAGUACCGCCGCAUCCGUACGCAUCCACCGUCCCAUGGCCAUGAACCCAGCGGCUGCUCGAGCUCAGGCAUCUAACGACGAUCCUGUCCGCCCACCUACUCCCAUUCCCAGGGUUACCACUGCUGCCACUCGUCCCAUCCGCCCACCACUCAGCAAUCUUCGCCGUGAGUCAUCCAGUGCCAGCCAAGUCCCGUAUACCUCACCAUAUGCUCACCCUCUCGAGGCUGCUGUCACGUCGCCUGAAGAUGUUCGAUAUGGAAAUGCCAUUGAUACGCCUUUCAAUAUGCCAUCAUCUCCUCCAGUAAUGGAAAACAUGUAUCCUCAAACAUCUAGUCCCCUUCUUCCGCCUCUUCCUGAUCACGACUCGGGUUUUAUGAGCAGUAAUUUGGAUUCAACUCUCGACGAUAAUUGCAUUGGUAUCACUCUCGAUGAACAGGAUACCUCCACUGGCCAAGUGAGGGAGACACAGGCCAACCCUGAGAAGGAAAACUUAAAUUUGCCAUCUCAUAACAUUCCCCAGAUGCGUACAAACCAAAACAGUUUUCCGAUGAGUGACAGUGUAGUUGAUGCCACCACCAAUGAGCCACCUCCUGCCGUACCACCCCCACCGAGAAGACUAACUGGGUCCCGUCCUUCUUCGCGUGCUAGCAUUAGGCAAAAUUCGAAACCUCUUGCCCCUGCUCCCAUCUCCCAGAGCGAAGCAGAAAGACUCAGCCGCCAGGCAAUUCCCGCUAGCGACCCUGUGCACCCUGCACAAACCUCGCAGCAACAAACUCAGCCAUGGAAUGGCCCAAUGAGUGACUUUCCGACCGCUACCACCCCUGCUCCAAUACCUACGGAUGACCUAAAAGUACGAAGCGGAGCAGGGGCCAGAAGAACCAAACAAGUUCAAGCACGACUGGAGCAAUGCAUACGUCAAGGUACUGUUCCACCCUAUUGUGAAAAUUGUGGGGCAAUUGAAACACCUACUUGGAGACGAGCUUGGUCGAAAGUUAUCCAAGGCAGCGCUCAAGAUGCAGAUUCCUACGAAGAUGAUCCUUCCAUGCUCUUCUGGCGUCCAGAGGAAUUUGCUUCGGAUGGGAAAACUGUCAUAGCUUUCAAGCAAUUUAAAAAGUCGUUGGCAGAUCACGAUAAGGAUUUUGUUCAACUCUUACUAUGCAACCCAUGUGGCUUAUGGCUCCAUAAAUUCAAAACAAUGCGUCCGGAAAAUAAAUGGAACAAACAGCCCCCAAAGGAUAAGGGGAAACGACAAACGAGAAGAACCAAACCCCCAGCUGGCACUUCGACGAGAUCGUCUCGUAGCAAAGCCCUAGCUUCAAAGCGAAGCGAAUCAUCUCCUGGACCCACAGACGCCUCUUCACCGGCUUGUGAAGAAGCAACCACUCCUGCCGAGAACGGGAACGGUACGCCUGCAGCUAAUGUUGCAGAUGCGCCAUCCCUAUGCCGGUCUGUCAGCCGGCGGGCGAAUAGCGAAGAGCCGCCCAAGUCUGCGCAUAAACGCGAAAAUCGAUGGCGGGAGGAAGAUGCAAGAAAGGCUUUACAUCGUGCAAUUCAAUCUAGCCCAGCUCGCAACAUGGAAGGCCGAACUCUGCCCUUUAUGGAGGAGAAUCUUACACCUAAACCCGUUCGCAGGUCUCUAUUCCCUCCAUCCAAGGAUGGGGAUACCAUGAAGACCCUUACUGAUGCAUCGAUCAAUGUGAUACGAAGAAGCCCGCGGGGUUGCGUCCAAGCAAUCGAAACUGACCCCUACCAGAGAAGGCGCUACCGCACGAGUGAACGAUGGCCUUGA
This is a messenger RNA of Histoplasma mississippiense, 2823 nucleotides long. RefSeq lists its product with no specific name. The transcript is spliced from 4 exons. Gene Ontology annotation, biological process: regulation of transcription by RNA polymerase II; rDNA heterochromatin formation; silent mating-type cassette heterochromatin formation. NCBI's taxonomy places the organism in Eukaryota, Fungi, Ascomycota, Eurotiomycetes, Onygenales, Ajellomycetaceae. The coding region runs from base 1 to 2823 and encodes 940 amino acids. Gene Ontology annotation, molecular function: zinc ion binding. The record is from RefSeq and is a predicted model, not a curated record.